Pieris macdunnoughi is the source of this 1701-nucleotide messenger RNA. NCBI's taxonomy places the organism in Eukaryota, Metazoa, Arthropoda, Insecta, Lepidoptera, Pieridae. The record is from the annotation of a GenBank genome assembly.
AUGAAUAGAAAUAUUACGCGCAUUUUGAAUAAGUAUAUAUCAAAUCAGUAUAGAACAUGUCCGCAAGUCCGGUAUUUAUCUUCGAGUUCAGAAAAAAAUGUGCUGAAUUCCCAUUAUGGUGUAAUAAAGGAUGAAAAUGUAACUUUAACGCAACAUGUCUAUGGGGAAGCUGGAUUAUGGGAAGACUCUCCUGCUUUGACUUGUGCAGCAUCAGGUCGCACCUACGCGUAUGGAAUGACAAAACUGUUAAUCGAAAAAUGCGCAAAAGGUCUCCUCAGCGAAUUGAAGCUGUCCCCCGGUGACAGUGUUGGUUUGAUUCUUCCGAACAUGCCAGAAUUUGUAGUGCUGGCUCACGGUGCAAUGGAAGCUGGUCUUGUAGUGACCUUUAUUAACCCCUUGUAUACACAUGAUGAAGUACUGCGUCAGUUCGCGGACUGCAACGUAAAGGCCAUUGCUACAAUUGAGAUGUUCAUGCCGGUUGCAAUGGAAGUCAGCAAAUCUUUGAAAGACUAUAAAGGCACCAUUUGCGUUGGUGGAGACGGAGACAAAGUUCGAGGCAUAUAUGGAUUCCAGUCUCUUCUAUCUGCGGGUCAGGGAGUCGAGCUUCCUAAAUUGGACGCUGACGAUGUCUGUCUGAUCCCUUACUCCAGUGGAACCUCUGGUCUGCCCAAGGGAGUCAUGCUAACUCAUAGGAACCUUGUAUCUAGUGUAAAACAACUGUGCAGACCCGAAUUCAUGAAAUAUAAGGGCGCCAAAGGUACAGGAGAUACGACAUUGGCGAUUCCACCAUUCUUCCACAUCUACGGCUUCAACGGUGUUUUGAACUAUACCCAGGCAAUCGGAUGCCAUCUUGUUUCCAUUCCCAAAUUCACGCCCGAAGAUUAUCUAAAAGCAUUAAUCGAAUAUAAGCCGAGAAAUCUUUUCGUAGUGCCAUCAUUGUUAGUAUUUCUAGCAAGUCAUCCAUUGGUAAAGCGGGAACAUUUGGCGUCAGUGGAUAAUAUCACGGUUGGAGGGGCGCCCGCAACUGAAAGUAUUCUUGAGAAGUUUCUAGACAAAUGUGGAAAGACUAAAGACGAGCUGGUGUUGUUGCAAGGCUAUGGAAUGACUGAAACGUCACCGGUUAUAUUAGUGACUCCUUAUUUCUAUCCACAUGACAAAGUUGGUACUAUUGGCCAAGUAGUUCCUUCAACACAAGUAAAGGUUGUCUCUCUCACCACGGGCGAGGCAGUUGGUCCUAACGAACCUGGUGAAAUAUACGUUAGAGGACAACAGGUAAUGAAAGGGUACUUAAAGAACGAAGCUGCUACGAAGGAAACAAUAGACAAAGACGGGUGGCUGCGCACAGGUGAUGUUGUUUACUACGAUAAAGAUGAGUACUUCUAUAUAGUGGACAGGACCAAGGAGUUAAUCAAAGUUAAAGGGAAUCAGGUUUCUCCAACUGAAAUUGAAACAAUAAUAAUGGAACUACCGGAAGUAGCUGAUGUAGCCGUUAUUGGUAUUCCAAAUGAUAAAGAUGGAGAAGUUCCCAAAGCGUUUGUUGUACACAAACCAAACCACCAGCUAACUGAAAAACAAGUUUAUGACAUAGUUGCUAAAAAACUUGUUAAAUAUAAACAUUUAAAGGGUGGUGUCGAAUUCAUAGAUGCAGUACCACGAAAUGUUGCUGGUAAAAUUAUGAGAAAGGAUCUUAGAGUACAAUAA